Penicillium daleae is the source of this 780-nucleotide messenger RNA. RefSeq lists its product as uncharacterized. The transcript has a single exon. The record is from RefSeq and is a predicted model, not a curated record. Lineage: Eukaryota; Fungi; Ascomycota; Eurotiomycetes; Eurotiales; Aspergillaceae. Bases 1 to 780 code for a protein of 259 amino acids.
AUGCAGAAAAUGCGUGUCGACUGCUGUUUCUUGAUGUCCAAAACGCGCUGGGGCCGCCUUCAUGGGAAGGAUGCUGGUGUUAUGUACUUGGAUCUAACGUUCCACCAGCCGGCAAAAUGCAAGCUCUCACAAGCAACUAUUACAAUGGAUUUUCAUGAGACUACAAACAUCGAGAAUGCACGUCUUGGGCAUGCUGAGGAAAGUUCCAAUCUCGAAGUGACCGAAUUCUUCGGCCCCCAAACAUUGACCGGCGAGAAAAGGGAACGCCUGGUAUCGACUACUUUGGAGGCCAACCCUACAGUGGGGAUUGGUGCAGCCACAUUGCAAGGAAUGAGGUUCGCCAGAUCUUCUGUCGUUAGCUACGCGUCACGCUGGCACUUCGAAGGCUCGCGAUUUGCGCCGGAUUCUUCUCCUCUCGGUAACGAUUCCCGAAACAGUCGCUAUCGGCGAGUCGUCUGGCACUUACAAGAAAAUGAACUUGAGAAACAAGCUGUACAGCAAAACAUUGUGCAUUCUGCUGUUGCAUUUACGCACCAGUCGGAGCCAUUCUACCUGGAUGUGAAGAUCGAGGCUAGAUUACAACGCUGGCAUGACAGAGUGAAGCAAAUACUUGUCUGCCCACCGCGAAACCGGAAAACAUGUGCGAGGGCAACGAUUCACACUUCUAUGAGAAAGGCUAUUGAUGUCGACUUUGCCAAGUUGGUGAGCGGUCUUGACAAGUCGAUGACUGAAGCCAAUCUACACCCCAUGACUGGUGGGCCCUUCAUGUCCUACAACUAG